This is a messenger RNA of Phacochoerus africanus (Common warthog), 3421 nucleotides long. RefSeq names its product synaptotagmin 4 (gene SYT4). The record is from RefSeq and is a predicted model, not a curated record. The transcript has 4 exons. Gene Ontology annotation, biological process: vesicle fusion; calcium-ion regulated exocytosis; cellular response to calcium ion. NCBI's taxonomy places the organism in Eukaryota, Metazoa, Chordata, Mammalia, Artiodactyla, Suidae. Bases 214 to 1488 code for a protein of 424 amino acids. Gene Ontology annotation, molecular function: SNARE binding; phosphatidylserine binding; calcium ion binding. Gene Ontology annotation, cellular component: synapse; axon; membrane.
GAAGAGCCAAAACAGGAACAGUGGUAGCAAAUCACUGUGCGUAGGCGAGUGGACCUCCCUCUUUGUCUCCUCCCCAUUCCAGUCUUAGGUCCCUGGAGCUCUGCGCUGUUGUUUUCAGCACUAGGAAAAGCCAGCGCUUCAGAUCCAGGCAAGUGAAAACCAAGCUAGGGAGUUUCCGUUCAGCACCUCGGACAGAACACGCAGCAAAAAAAAAUGGCUCCGAUCACUAACAGCCGGGAAGAAUUUGAUGAAAUCCCCACAGUGGUGGGGAUCUUCAGUGCAUUUGGCCUGGUCUUCACAGUCUCUCUGUUUGCAUGGAUCUGCUGUCAGAGAAAAUCAUCCAAGUCUAAGACUCCUCCAUAUAAGUUUGUGCAUGUGCUAAAGGGAGUUGAUAUUUACCCUGAAAACCUAAAUAGCAAAAAGAACUUUGGGGCAGAUGAGAAAACUCAAGUAAAGAAUAAACCAGCUGUGCCAAAGAAUUUAUUACAUCUUGACCUUGAGAAGAGAGAUCUAAAUGGAAAUUUUCCCAAAACAAACCUCAAAGCUGGCAGCCCUUCUGAUUUGGAGAAUGUGACCCCAAAGCUCUUUCCAGAAGGGGAAAAAGAGAUAAUUUCUCCUGAUAGUUUAAAGUCCAGCACUUCUCUUACUUCAGAUGAAAAACAAGAGAAACUUGGAACCCUCUUCUUCUCCUUAGAGUACAACUUUGAGAAGAAAGCAUUUGUGGUAAAUAUCAAGGAAGCCCGUGGUUUGCCAGCCAUGGAUGAGCAAUCAAUGACCUCUGAUCCAUACAUCAAAAUGAUGAUUCUCCCAGAGAAGAAGCAUAAAGUGAAAACCAGAGUUCUGAGAAAGACCUUGGAUCCAGCUUUUGAUGAGACCUUUACAUUCUAUGGGAUCCCCUAUACCCAGAUCCAAGAGUUGGCCUUGCACUUCACAAUCUUGAGUUUUGAUAGGUUUUCAAGAGAUGAUGUCAUUGGAGAAGUCUUUAUUCCUCUUGCAGGAAUUGAAUUAACUGAUGGAAAAAUGUUAAUGAACAGAGAGAUUAUCAAGAGAAAUGUUAGGAAAUCUUCAGGACGGGGUGAGUUAUUGAUCUCGCUCUGCUACCAGUCCACCACAAAUACUCUCACUGUGGUUGUUUUAAAAGCUCGGCACCUGCCUAAAUCUGAUGUUGCUGGACUUUCAGAUCCCUAUGUUAAAGUGAACCUGUACUAUGCCAAAAAGAGAAUCUCCAAAAAGAAGACUCACGUGAAGAAAUGCACCCCCAACGCAGUGUUCAAUGAACUUUUUGUCUUUGAUAUUCCUUGUGAGGGUCUUGAAGAGAUAAGUGUUGAAUUUCUGGUUUUAGAUUCUGAAAGGGGAUCACGAAAUGAGGUGAUAGGGCGGUUAGUCCUGGGUGCAGCAGCAGAAGGAGCCAGUGGUGAGCACUGGAAGGAGAUCUGUGACUAUCCCAGGAGACAAAUCGCCAAGUGGCAUAUGCUCUGUGAUGGUUAGCAUUCUAGCCAUGAUGAGUUGGAACUUACUGAUUUUUACUAAGUAAGGAGAAGUUUUCUUUUUUUUUUUCUGAUAAGUAAUUGUAAGCUUGUUAAAACAAGCUUUUGAUGUUAUUGUUAGAAAUGAAUUAUCAGACCAGAAAGUAAUUGUAAAUGUGCAUCAUGAUAAUUUCCCUUUUAUUAGAGAAGUUGGAUAAAUUUUAACAAGACAUUCAAUUUCCCCUACAGGUUACCAGGGACAGAUAUAAGAACAGUCAAGCAUUUUGUGAAUACUGCCCUGCAGUCUCAAGUUAUGGAUGUAGUUUAGAAGGUGAUGAUCUCAUUGGAACAAGUCAUUGUAAAUCAGUGUGACUGUAAGGAUUUAGAAAUGAAAAGCAUGACUUCUCUUAUGAAAAUUCACUCCCUGUUUUUCAAGAGGGGAAAUAAAUUUUUCUUUAAAUCCAAAUAUAUUAAAAACAUGUUCCCUAGUUUGUUUUAUUAAUUAUGUCAUAUGCAAACAGUUGUCCUGCAUAUAAAAGUCUAUGGUUAUUUCUCUUUGGUUUGUAAUUAUUUGACACAAUUUUAUCAUAGGAGAAGUAACUUAGAUUUGUUGUUAAAAAAAAUUCAACAAGAUGAGAAAUCAUUUUAUCAAAGGGCUGAUUUGAGAACACUGUAGCUGAAAUAUGAUCCCCCCAAGUUUACUCGUGAGUCAAAAUGUAAAAUAUAACCUCACAUAAGAACCAUGGCUUUGAAUUACUCACCACCUGUCACAAGUUUCAGUGUGGCCUAAGAAAGAUCUAUAUACUUGUGUGAAGUUGUUGAGUUAGCUAGUGUGUAAAGAAACUUCAGCUAGAAAUACAGUUAUAAAUGCAGUUUUCUUAUUGGAAAUAUGUAUAGCGUGCAAGUAUACAUUCAAGAUUAUCCUUAAACAGAGAGGGCAUGGAUAACAAAGUCUUCAUUUAGCUUGUUCUCCCCUAGAAAGAACUAAGCUACUAUUUGAAAAUAAAUGAAGAAAAAAAUUUGUGAGGUUUUUAACACUGCUGGAUAGGAAGUGUUACUUAAGCAAAGAAACUAAUAAAAAAUAGUUAUAUGGUAAGCCUAAUGUACUUUACAUAUGUUCAUACACAAUAUAUUUAGGCUGUCAAAUUAGCACAGCAAAAUAUGUUUCACUAUCUUUUCUAGGCUAAUUUCCCUUGAGCUGUUGUCCUUGGACCAGUUUAUAGGUGUGUGUCUGUCUUGUAUGCUUUCUAGUGCCGGGGCUCUGAAAUUCAUUAAAAACUUAGAUUAUUUGAUUAUUUGGAAAGAAUUAACUUGAUGUAAUAUCUCUGUAUUUGAGUUUUUAGAAAAGUAUGAGUGAAACUUGGGUGCAGUUGAAUUUUAAAUAUGCAAGUUAGAAAUGAAGUCUACUGAAAAAUUUACAUUUUGAGUCAGGUUUUGUGUCAGUGCUUUAGCAGUUUUUGAGAAUGUGUUUGAUAUCACAGUGUUUGUUAAAAUCUAUGACAAUGCAUUUUCAAAACAACUUAUACAUGCUUUAUGACUAUGCCUAAUGUAAAGAAAAUGUUUUACGUUCUAUAUACAACGAUUGAAAUCAACCUUCUUUUUUGUGCUUUAUGAUGAUUUGGGGAUUAAACAAGAAUAUUCCCCAAUCAUUGUCUUCAUGCCUUCACAGUCAUCUCACAGCAUCUUGGUCCACUCAGCAUUUCUGUCAAAGCACUAUGAAAUGAACUAAAGUCAGUAUAUGGUUUGGGGAAAUCAAAUGGCCUUUUUAUGUAUGUAUAUUUGGUAUCAUGAGCCAUGGAAAAUAAUAUAUUUUGGAGCUCUAAAAUGUUGUAAAGAGUCAAUCCUAAGUAUCCUUCACAGCUGCCAGAAGUUAAUGAUGGUACCAAGCAAAGUAUGGUCAUUGGAGGAGGGUGAUUUUUUUUUAAAGUAGAACAACAAAACCAACAACAAAUACU